Messenger RNA from Indicator indicator, 348 nucleotides. RefSeq names its product eukaryotic translation initiation factor 4E binding protein 2 (gene EIF4EBP2). The transcript has 3 exons. Gene Ontology annotation, molecular function: eukaryotic initiation factor 4E binding. Gene Ontology annotation, biological process: negative regulation of translational initiation. The record is from RefSeq and is a predicted model, not a curated record. Gene Ontology annotation, cellular component: cytoplasm. Lineage: Eukaryota; Metazoa; Chordata; Aves; Piciformes; Indicatoridae. The coding region runs from base 1 to 348 and encodes 115 amino acids.
AUGUCGUCCGCCGGCGGCCGCCAACCCAGCCAGAGCCGAGCCAUCCCCACCCGCACCGUGACCCUCAGCGACGCGGCGCAGCUACCCCCGGAUUACUGCACCACCCCCGGCGGCACCCUAUUCUCCACCACACCGGGAGGCACCCGGAUCAUCUACGACCGCAAGUUCCUGCUGGACCGUCGGAACUCGCCCAUGGCUCAGACCCCGCCCUGUCACCUCCCCGAUAUUCCCGGCGUCACCAGCCCCGGCUCCGCCGGCGAGGAGCCCAAAGCAGACACCAAUAGCUUUAACCACCAGGAGGGGAAGCCAUCCAUGGGGGAUGAUGCUCAGUUCGAGAUGGACAUCUGA